Molecule: messenger RNA, 3768 nt
Organism: Cyphellophora attinorum
Lineage: Eukaryota; Fungi; Ascomycota; Eurotiomycetes; Chaetothyriales; Cyphellophoraceae
Product: putative RING finger membrane protein
Exons: 5
Coding region: 1-3768 (1255 amino acids)
Biological process (GO): positive regulation of transcription by RNA polymerase II
Cellular component (GO): nucleus
Molecular function (GO): DNA-binding transcription factor activity; transcription cis-regulatory region binding
Source: RefSeq, a predicted model, not a curated record
AUGGACCUCAGUGGCGUCUUCGCCGUCGACGGCGCUGACAGAGCGCAUAAGGUAAUUGAAGUCACUCCUCAGAAGAGACGCCAAGAGAACGACGUGCUGCAAGUGGCACAGCUAGGCGCCAAACGUGGUGAAGAGAAGCCAACCUGUGGCAAGUGCAUUUUCCGAGGAGAGAAGUGUGAAUGGGACACUGGUCUUACGUUCAGAUUGAGCGGACUCGAUGCCGACCACCCGUCAAUGCUCCUGGCAAGGCCUACGAAGCGAAGGGCAAAUGGUCAACUGAAGAUCGUUGAUGUGAGAUUCGACGACACUCAAACCCAGCAGGCUCAUGUCGAUACCGAGAGCCUGUCUAACUCACAGCCUGGUCCUUCGCUGCCUGGUGACAAGCUUGCUGCUUCGCUCGCAGAGCCAGAGAGUUCAGCCUGUGAUGCUACGGCGUCCCGUACCUGCUCCCCGUCAUGCGUACAAGUCGACAAGAAGCAGUCUGGUCCUACAACAAUCGAAGCUGAAAUAAGUGGUCGGUCCUGCAAGCCGCAAUGUCAGCGCUUCCCCUACGAGUUAGCAAAUCCCGUGGAUCUUGGUGGUAACGACAUCAUAACGACAGCAAACGCAUCCAACAGUGCCUCAAACCAGCAGGCGCAGACACAUGCACCAUCAAGCUCCGAUUCCUGCAGUUCGGAACCGCUUUCAGGGACCUCACUAGCGACCCGCUCUGGCUCGACCGCGACUUCGUUGUCCUCGAUCUCGGCCAAGCACGGUGCUGCACAGCCUGAGCCACAUUUGUCCAAUCAUGACCAUGAGAUCACGUACUUGGAGUGCCUGGACCAUUUGCUGCUGCCCACUACGCGAUCGAACGACGCACGCCAGCCCAAAGUGCGAUUCUCUGUGCCAGCACACGGAGCCAGGGAGCGGUUGCUGGAGCAGAUCAGGUUGUUGACAGUCAGUCCUGGCAGCGACUCAUCAGACCCAGGAGCAGACCUUGAUGCUCUAAACCUGCUAAGCUUAAGCGGCGCGUAUCGUUCCAAAGGUCUACGCCUGGUUCAUCAGACCCUGUCGGCAAGACCACUCGGUUGUACAAAAUUGGACAAACGACGUCAGCUAGAGCUUUGGCAAAACUACAGCAAGAAUAUAGCUCCUUGGUUAGAUGUUUGCGAGAGUCGAAGACAUUUCCAGUACACGCUGCCAAUGAUGGCGAAAUCGAGCGAUGCUUUGCACUAUGCUGUCCUAGCAGUCUCUUCCCGACACCUGGAGCUUCAGGCUGGGCGGCCUCCGACGGCAGAGAGCAGCGAGCUUUGCCGCGAUGCCGAACGCUUGAUGCAUUUCGAGAUUCGGUCAUUAGACGCCAGCUCUGUGGCAGCGCUGUUGCUGCUCUGCGUUCAUGACAUGAUGGCAGCUGACCACCGUGAAAGCCAGGACAGCAUGGAGGCUUGCGCAUCAUUUCUGAAGCGUACCUCGAUUGACGCCAGAAGCAGUGGCUUUGAACAGAGCUUGUUCUGGGCGUUCGCCAUGCUGUCUAACUGGGACGCUCUCGCGCACUCCCGGAAUAGCGUCCUUCGAUUGUACCAAUUCUUUCCGAGCGAGUCUCUGUCGACAGCCAUGAGCUACAUUCGAUCACAGACCUGGGGCGAAGCAUACUCGAAAUAUGCGCUGUACUUGUCCAUGAUUGUAACUAGCUCAAUCAACAUAGGCAAUUUCAACCGAACUCAAGAACAUCAUGGUGAAGCGCCUGCCCAGUGGAAAGCACUACAUGACCUGCUUGAGGAUUGGCACAAUUGUCGUCCGGAGGGAAUGCAAGCACUCAUGUCGUACCCAUCUAUCCUGGACGACGAGCACAAUCGGUUCCCUAUGCUUCUCUACAGCUCGGCUGCAGCAGUAAUAGGCAAUCUACUUUAUCACACUGCCUCUCUCCUCCUGCUGGAAUGCAAGCCGUCAAUGAUCGAGCUUCCUAAGAAUCACAAAAGCCUGAUAUGGCAUUCGAGGCAGAUCUGCGGAAUAGUGGCAGAGAACCAUGAAGCCGGCGUGCUUCCGCAUGCAAGACGACCUUUGCUAGUUGCUGCAACGCACAUCGCAGACGAGCUCGAACGAGGCAAGAUCACAGAAAUGCUGCAACAGAUUGAGCGGGCUUCGGGGUGGCUGACCGCUCAAGCAGCGCAAAUAAUAUCAGUCGUGUUCCCUGACCAGCAAUAUGAUCGCUCGUCAGGGUUCACUGUUCUUAACGAAACUGCGGCAUAUCGGUUCGAGACAUCGAAUCUAGUCACCACAUUAAAUCCAAACAACCCAAAUAAUUGGAACGUCCUACGUGGAGUGCUGUACGUUCCCGACGUGCCUGAUGCCGCCUGCCCGAACGACACUCUCUCCGUCAUACCUGCGAACGUUACUCGCGGUUCGGACCUUCCGUCGAGUCGCCUUCCACCGUUUGCUAUUGCGCCCUGGACGACACCAGAAUGUGUACAAGCAUUUCUCUCGUCUAUGCGAGCAGAUGCUGUCGCAGGAGCAUACUUCUUUCACCCGGACGGAAGCAACGAUGCGCCACCGAAUGUAAACGAUCCCUCAUGGUCCUUGAACGAUGGUGGACAGUGGCAGGGCGAGAACCAGUAUGGCAUUUAUGCCCUACCAGGUGCCGUGGGGGCUGGGGUACUGCAGGCGCUCGGUCAAUACUCUGGAAACAUAUCGAAUGCGCCGGGCGGACAACAGUUGUCUGAGCAAUUCGACCCCCACGACCUCAUUCGUCUUGUCACUCAGGUCGAUGUAUCUGGCUCUCCCGGCAUUCCCUCACUAUGGGUAUUCCUUAUUAUCGUUUUGGCAAUAUUGCUUGCCGUCGUACUCACCACAUCAGUCAUUAUGCACUGCAUUCAGCGCCGCCAACGUCGACGACUCCAGCGCCGUGUCGAACGUGGCGAGGUCGAUCUCGAGGCUCUCGGAAUCAAGCGUCUGAAUGUGCCGAAGACCGUUCUGGAUAAGAUGCCCAUUUAUACAUACACAUCCUCAGACCCUGCAAUAAUUGCAGCUGCAGCAAACGCCGAUAAGUCUGCCACAGAGGCAGCAUCAACGGCAGUCACGACUAGUCGACCUCGCGAGACACCAUACUCGCAGCUGUCAUGUCCUAUAUGUCUCGAUGAUUUCAUACACGGUGUUACGCCUGUCCGCGAGCUCCCGUGCAACCAUAUCUUUCACUCAGAAUGCAUCGAUCCCUUUCUACAGAACAACUCAUCACUUUGUCCUAUGUGCAAAGCGACUGCACUUCCGGCUGGAUACUGCCCAGUCAACGUCACCAACAUCAUGGUCCGGCGUGAACGGCUUGUGCGACGCAUGCGCGCGCGAGCCAAUGGCGAGGAAGCAACCGUAGCGGCCAUCGAUGCUGAGGCCGGUCAUGGGAUCAUGCGAUAUCUGGGUAUUCGGAUCAGGGACCGCGUGCGCGGGAGAAGAGCAACCACUGCCGGAGCUACCACUUCCGCCCAGGAUCCAGAGCAUGGCCAGGCCACGGAGCUGCAACCUACCACACCGGCACCUCCGGCACCAGCUGCCGUGACUAGCUCGGGCGCAAAUGGCGAGGUCGUCCGAGAAAGACAAGCAGCGGAGGCCGAGCAGAUACCCGAUGAAAUCCAGGCCCAAGGCGCGAGUGCCAGAAGAGCAUGGCUUCGUGACAGGUUCAUGAGGCGCGAAGAGCAAAGGUUCGAGCAGGAGGGUAUUGCUGGUGCUGCCAGAGAACAGGAUCGCAGACGACCUGCUUGGCGCAGAGGACUAAACCGGGUCUUUCCCACGAGUGGGUAA